AUGCCUUAUCAUUAUGUUGUCCCAAAUUGCAAGGGGAAUUACGAGACAGGGCCCAAAGUCAACAUAUUUUCUUUCCCCAAGAAUGAAGAACUUGCAGUAAAAUGGAUACCAGCCAUAAAACGAGAAAGCUUCACCCCGACCACAUAUAGCAAAGUUUGCAGUUUAUAUUUCAUGCCAGAGGUUAUUAUAUGGGAAAAAUCCUGUUAUGACAAAAAUACUGGCACAACUUCAACUACAAAACUAAAAAUGCCACAACUUCGUGAAGGUGGCCACUACAAUAUUUCUGUACGGCAGGUGUUUGAAUGUGAAAAGAAGCUGAGGAUGAUGUCUGUUCUUAAACAAAAAUUAUCAUUCAAUGACAGAGCAGUACAUGUAGCCAUUAAUGACGAAAUUAAUUGGAAUGAUUUAGAAACCACUCAUACUGUAAAAGGUACUCUGCGUGACAUAUCUUUGCAAGUAACAGAAUGA
Messenger RNA from Macrobrachium nipponense, 468 nucleotides. RefSeq lists its product as uncharacterized. NCBI's taxonomy places the organism in Eukaryota, Metazoa, Arthropoda, Malacostraca, Decapoda, Palaemonidae. Gene Ontology annotation, molecular function: sequence-specific DNA binding. The transcript has 3 exons. Bases 1 to 468 code for a protein of 155 amino acids. The record is from RefSeq and is a predicted model, not a curated record.